AUGGUCAUGAAGUGCAGAGGAGGCACCAAGUGUUUCUUCACACAAGGGCAAGCAAUCCUGGAGGUGACGGGGACCCUCUUCGUCUACGGCCUCUUCCUGUCCGAGCUCCUGCAGAGAAGACCCCCGUGGAGAAGAUGGACUGAAAUCCUUUACUGCGUCCAGGCCGUCAGCCGGGUGCUGGAGUUCCUGGUGGCCCUGUGUGUGGUGAGCUACGGCACCUGGGGCUCCAUCGUGGGGGAGUGGACGUGGCUGGGGGCCUCGGUCAUCAUCGUUCACUGCUACUUCAACGUCUGGCUGAGGGCCCGAUCCGGCUGGAAGAACUUCGCUCGCUGGGAGGCCGCCAAGAAGAUCGGCUUGCUACCGAGGGCCACCAGCAGGCAGCUGGAGGACCACAACGACCUGUGUGCCAUCUGCUUCCAGGAAAUGACCCUCGCCGUGAUCAUGCCCUGCGGCCACAUUUUCCACGAAGGCUGCCUUCGCAAGUGGUUCUAUGUGCAGGACACCUGUCCCCUCUGCCACCAGGCGGUUCAAGUCCCGGCGACCCGGGAAGUCCAGCGAAGCCACGCUGGAGCAGAGGAGACAUUCCAGCCGGAGCGUGGCCGAUCCGUCAGCCACCAGAACACAGCAGACGCCAACAAUGACAGCCCGCUGGACCCCGGCACGUCGAGUUGCGCAGAGCAGCCUGGGCUUCGGCCACGGGGGUCUGCUGGGAAGACCCUGUGAGUCCACGAGGGGCUGUAUCUGGGCUGUCCCAAGAAAGAGCCCCCACCGCAAAAGGAAAUGACCAACUGCCUGUGCUGGAAAGUCCGGAAAAACUCAGGGAAUCGGUAGAGGUCCGGUGUAUGGGGCAGCACCUUCCCCAAAGCGAGCUCUGAGAUUACCCAGUGUGCAAUGAGGCACCGGUCCCCCUUGGCCCUCGGCGCCUCGGAGUGCCGAGGGGCGUCGGGAGAGGAUCACGGCAACAACCGCCAGCCAUCCUCGCGAUGCAGAGAUUGUGGGCGAGGUUCAGGAGAAACCGGACGCUAUCUGUGAGCAACUGGACAGUCUCAGGAACAUCCUCCCCGCAUCCCUUCCUGACCCUCAGCCGUCGCUCGCGGGUAUUUCUCCCAAAAAAACCUUGUAUCCCCUAACCUGCCUUCCGGCUUCCCCUUACCCUGUCAAUUGCCUUUUGCCGGUCUAACUCAGGAACCUCAACCGGAGAAGUGUAUUUUUCAAACCAUGCACAGUGGGGGCUCGGAAAGCCCGUUGCUGCGUUCACCUUUUUUUGUGAUCGGAAAACCCGCCGGCUCGAUUCUCCGAACAAGGCAGGCUGACGUCAGCCUGGUAGCUGGGCUCUGCGGCUUCCUCGUGGAUUUUUGGGGAAGGGGGAGCAACGGGUGGCAUUUGGCAAGUCCAUAAGGCGGGCAGGUAACUCGCCUGGCGUCCCAGGGGUGACCCAGCCCAGUGAGGCCACAAAACACGGCGCAGGUGAGAAUUCCUCUCUACCCUCUUCUGCCCAUUGCGUGUUGUGGUAGUUGUGUUGCAGAAGAUCCGCCCCAGGCCUCUUGCUCUCUGGCUAAAUAAAGCAUGCAGGCCACUUUAAGGCACGUGGACUUCAACUCCCAGAAUUCCCUAGCCAGCCAUAAGCCCCCCGCUGGCUGGGGAAUUCUGGGAGUUGAAGUCUACAUGUCUUGAAAUGGGCAAAAAUUGGUACAUGUGAAAUAAAGGGGAGGGGUGGAUUUCCAGCAUGCGAAGAGGAAGAAAAGAAAAAAAACCCACAAUUAGAGGACAGAUUGGGGCGGGGGGAUUAUGGGGUCAUUAACCCCAGAGUGGGACCCCCCUCAAAUUCAAACCCGACCAGCAUGAUUAACCCUCAAAUCCUGAAGAAUCAGCCGCUAAAAUCUGACGUGCCAAAGUGGGCUUAACUUUACCAAAAAGAUUUAAUCACACGGGUGGACUUUUUAAUAGGGUGGGGGGAGAAGGGCAGGAAUUGGGCGGUUUCGUGCGAACGGCAAAUUCUUUGACUCUCUAAAAUAUCUCCGUUGUGAGUGGA
This is a messenger RNA of Thamnophis elegans (Western terrestrial garter snake), 2032 nucleotides long. RefSeq names its product RING finger protein 145-like. Gene Ontology annotation, cellular component: endoplasmic reticulum; endomembrane system. Gene Ontology annotation, molecular function: zinc ion binding; ubiquitin protein ligase activity. The record is from RefSeq and is a predicted model, not a curated record. Lineage: Eukaryota; Metazoa; Chordata; Lepidosauria; Squamata; Natricidae.